Messenger RNA from Parnassius mnemosyne (clouded apollo), 411 nucleotides. The record is from the annotation of a GenBank genome assembly. NCBI's taxonomy places the organism in Eukaryota, Metazoa, Arthropoda, Insecta, Lepidoptera, Papilionidae.
AUGAAGAAUGAUAAAACUUACCAACAAUAUUUCCUGUCUGUGAAAGAAUUAGCACUUCAUGGCAAGGUUGAAGACGCUGCGCUUAUUGAGUAUGUCAUUGAUGGUAUUCGUAACCUAGAGACCAAUAAAGUUAUUUUAUAUGGUGCUACAGACAUAAAGGAUUUUCGCAGGAAGUUGGAAAUCUACAGUGCUUUUAUAACGAAGGUGCCUAACAAAUCAGCACAGUCUGGCCAAUCAUAUGGGCCUCAUUCAACCCGUAAGAUGACUCAUGUAAAAAGAUGUUACAACUGUGGUGAAUUGGAUCAUCAAUCGCCCACCUGUCCAAAGGCAAUCGAAUGCUUUAAAUGCAAUGAAUUUGGUCACAAAUCAACUAAAUGUACAAGCAAACCUAAGAAGACGCUGAAAAUUUAA